Molecule: messenger RNA, 600 nt
Organism: Oppia nitens
Lineage: Eukaryota; Metazoa; Arthropoda; Arachnida; Sarcoptiformes; Oppiidae
Product: chymotrypsin-2-like
Exons: 4
Coding region: 1-600 (199 amino acids)
Biological process (GO): proteolysis
Molecular function (GO): serine-type endopeptidase activity
Source: RefSeq, a predicted model, not a curated record
AUGGAUAGUAUAAUAUCACCGGAAGGGUGUGGUGUGGGCCGCGAGUCAGUGCUGAUGAACGGCCAGUGUUUCCGCUGGUAUGCAAACUAUACACAACAACAGGACAUACAGUUUGGACGAUCGGCCAAACCGGGAGAAGUGCCGUUUGUGGCAUACAUUUUCAAAUAUAUGAAAUUAUGGAUAUUUCCUUACGGGAGAAAUCACUGUUCGGGUUCAAUAUUAAAUGAUCGAUGGAUUAUAACAGCAGCACAUUGUAUAUAUAAAAAUGGUUAUUACGAUAAAUCGGAUUUUACUGUAUAUCCCGGCACACAAUCAAUCAAACACUUACCACUCGGUUAUAGUGUGGACCAGUUGUACGCACAUCCAGACUAUAUGAGUGGUAAUGAAACCAAAUCUGAUAUCGGAUUAAUAAAAUUGAAACAAUGGAUACCACUUCCGACUAAACCAAAUACAAUCAGUCUUAUGAAUGCCAUUUGUUUGCCCACUAAUAGUAGUAUUAAAAGUAGUAGUAGUGGUAAAUAUAAACCGUCUGAAAACCUUAAUCAGUUGGCACUGGUAGCUGGUUUCGAUAUAAUAACGAUUUAUUAUCGUAUUAUAUGA